CUUCUGUAUCUGAUGAAUUUGUAUGGAAGAAAGCUUAAGAUGUUCACAUAUAUAUAUAAUAUGAUCCAAUACAGCAUAUACACACCGUGGCUGUGUAACCAGGCUCAAUGGAGAUAUUUGGUGUUCGCAUUAUUUCUUUGGUACUUUUCUUGAUGCUUACUAGAAACUUAAGUUGCAAUGCUUUUGGUGGGAGUAUGAAGGACGAGGAAGCACUCAAGGAAGGCCAAAAUGACAUGGAAAAUUCUGUCUCAAAUUAUGGUGAAAUGAGGGGCGUGAAAGAUGAUGAUGAUUGGAAGAUGGUGCAAAAGAAGGGAAACCAAUUUGUGGUGAAUGACAAACCUUUCUAUGUGAAUGGAUUCAACACAUAUUGGCUUAUGGUAUUUGCUGCAGAUGAGUCCACCAGAGGAAAGGUCACUGAGGUGUUCAAGCAGGCAUCAUCAGUGGGUAUGACAGUUUGUAGGACGUGGGCCUUCAAUGAUGGCCAAUGGAGGGCCCUACAGAAAUCUCCAUCAGUUUAUGAUGAAGAAGUUUUCAAGGCCCUGGACUUUGUGGUGAGUGAAGCAAAGAAAUACAAAAUCAGGCUUAUAUUAUCAUUGUCUAACAACUGGGAGGCAUAUGGAGGCAAAGCACAAUAUGUGAAAUGGGGUAAUGCUGCUGGCCUUAACUUGACCUCCGAUGAUGACUUCUUCUCACAUCCAACUCUUAGAAGCUACUACAAGGCCCAUGUUAAGACUGUGCUCAAUAGAGUUAACACAUUCACAAACAUCACUUACAAGGAGGAUCCAACAAUUUUUGCUUGGGAAUUGAUGAAUGAGCCUCGUUGCACCUCAGAUCCUACAGGUGACAAGUUACAGGAUUGGAUUCAAGAAAUGGCAUUCCAAGUGAAGAAAAUUGAUCCAAAACACAUGGUAGAGGUUGGACUAGAAGGAUUUUAUGGCCCAUCAACACCUCAGAGAACUCAGUUCAAUCCCAAUACAUAUGCUACACAGGUUGGAACUGAUUUUAUAAGGAACCACCUGGCUCUUGGUGUGGACUUCGCUUCUGUUCAUAUUUAUGCUGACUCUUGGAUUUCACAACAAAUUGCUGAUUCUCACCUCUCAUUUAUAAAAUCAUGGAUGGAAGCCCACAUAGAGGAUGCUGAAAAGUAUCUUGGAAUGCCAGUUGUUUUUGCUGAGUUUGGUGUAUCUUCCAAAGACCCUGGCUACAAUUCAUCAUACAGAGAUACAGUCAUAAGCAGUGUGUAUAAUACCAUCCUAAACUCCACAAAGAAAGGAGGGAGUGGGGCUGGAAGCCUUUUGUGGCAAUUUUUUCCUGAUGGAACUGAUAACAUGGAUGAUGGGUAUGCAAUUGUUCUCUCAAAAUCUCCUUCCACCUCAAACAUUAUACAGCUUCAAUCAUCUAGGCUUGCGCUGUUCAAUUCAGUGUGCAAUACUAAAUGCAGCUGGGGAUGUAAGAAGAAAAAGUUGUUGAACAACAUACUCUAUCACGAUGAACUGUAAAACCAUAUAUGGAAAGUUUCCGACUGUAAUGCUGUGGUCCUAUACAACCAUGCAUGGAUAAAUAUGUGAUUCACCAAACCAUCUUGUUAUGAACAAUGCUUUAAUUUCUA
Molecule: messenger RNA, 1609 nt
Organism: Vigna unguiculata (cowpea)
Lineage: Eukaryota; Viridiplantae; Streptophyta; Magnoliopsida; Fabales; Fabaceae
Product: mannan endo-1,4-beta-mannosidase 6-like
Biological process (GO): polysaccharide catabolic process
Molecular function (GO): mannan endo-1,4-beta-mannosidase activity
Source: RefSeq, a predicted model, not a curated record